Molecule: messenger RNA, 1812 nt
Organism: Bursaphelenchus okinawaensis
Lineage: Eukaryota; Metazoa; Nematoda; Chromadorea; Rhabditida; Aphelenchoididae
Source: the annotation of a GenBank genome assembly
AUGCACGUUUUCAACAUUAGUAAGUUCAUAUUACGCUAUUCUUUUGAUGUUUAGGUAAUAGCUUUUAAAAUAACAGCGGUUAUAACAGUAAAGUAAGUAAUUUCUAGGUGACAAACUACAAGUAAUGGUGGUUGAUUUGAACGGAUUGGUACGCUGGAGAGGAAACGAUGUUGUUAUAGAUCUUAAAUCAAUAGUAAAUGACUUUAAACAAGAUUGCACGAUUGAGCUUGUGGCUUCAGAUGCUUUUCCUUUAGUAUCAUCGGCUGACAAUGAUCCAGUAGCAUACUUGGGGACGUGGUAAGUUAUUAUUAUUAUUGCUUUAUUUUUGUAUAAAACGUACCAAUGUGUAGAAAUAGAAUACUUUUUUUGUAAAUCAUUUCAGCUGGGUUGUGUAUGAUAACUUAUUUGCUCCACAUUCAUUUUUUGCCGCCUUAUUUCAAGUGAACAAAGAUUACCAAGUCAGUCAAUGGAUGAGGAUUAGUUUGUUUGAAGCGCCCACUUUUACAAAAUUCAUUACCCCAAAUCCAAACGCGACUGACAAUGUGUACUGGACGAUUUUCAGUCAUGCCAAAGGAGCAGAUUUGUUUGAAAUCAAUAAGAACAUAAAGGUACGUAUCUUUCUUGAAUACUUAGUUUAAGGAUUUCAAAGCGAUAUUGAACAUUACUGUAAUAUUUUCCUUAAACAGAACGUUCGCUUCUAAUGAAGUUACACUUAAAUUUUGCCAACGUAACCUAAAAUGUUGUGGGAAAGCUUUGAAGCCUCACAAAGUAAUUUUAGAUUCCCUUCAACAAAAGAAUAGCUGGUCCGAAGAGUGUAGUUGAGAACUUCCCUACUUUGGACGUUUCUGAUCUGCCCGGCUCUGUCUUACGAUGUGACACUUGGGUAAAUACCUCUGGUCGAGUAUUCAUUGCCGGAUUUGAUACGGGAUAUGUGAUAGCAGCAAUUUCAUCAAUAACUCCAAACAAAGUUCUGGAUAGGUAAGCGUAUGCUUUAUGAUAACUUUGUUUUUUCAGAAAAACCCUCAAAUUCAGUGGCCCAAUAUGCAUCCUCAAAGCUAUUCGACAAAACACUCCGACUGAGCCCGCAAUGAUAUUGGUAUCAUCUACUAUUGGUCCAGUAACCAUUUGGGCUUUAUGUAUUGACGUAAGUUAGUCUUGUCUUCAGCAUAGUCUUGCAGAGAUGGCAAGACUUUUGUCUUUCCUUACUAAUAACUUUCGUUUAGAAGAACAAAAUAUACUGGGAAUUGAGAUGUCAGUUAUCGGAAUCUGAAGUCUAUGAUGCUGUUGUAACAGCGGCCAUUACGAAACAGUUCAUAUUGAUUGGAACAUACGGGGAAGUAAGUAUAUUUUAUAGUAUAAUGAUCGGCCACAUUUUACUUAUGGUGAAAAAUUAUUCUAGUAUUGAAAACUUUCCAAAAAAAUGCAUAGAUUUCAAUGAACAACAUGCACGGUGCACAGUAAAUUACAAACUGAUUCUUACUUUGGGCAAACUAGUACGAUUUGUUUAAAAGAAUACGAGAAAACCCAUUAUAAUCCAAAAACUUUCAGCAACUGCUAAUUUAUUCAUUGGAGGACGCACUACGUUAUACCGAAUUGUCCCCUUUGGCAACUCUCAAUGUCGCUUCACCCAUCUUGUCUAUAGUUCCUGUAGAACACGACAAUGCGUUAUUUGUACUCUCAUCUAAAGGAUUUCAUCAGUAUUUCCAAUUAGAUAGCGCACAACAACCAAUGGGCAACAUGGAAGAAGGCCUAUCCUCAACAUUCGAAUCCUCACCCAAAAGCUCACAACUCUUAAAACCUUCAACUUCUUAA